This is a messenger RNA of Drosophila serrata, 2587 nucleotides long. RefSeq names its product Neuropeptide-like precursor 1 (gene Nplp1). The record is from RefSeq and is a predicted model, not a curated record. NCBI's taxonomy places the organism in Eukaryota, Metazoa, Arthropoda, Insecta, Diptera, Drosophilidae.
AUGCAGGCCGUGCACAAAUCUGCGCUCAGCAGCAAGCGGCUAAUGCUGUUGCUCGCGAUGCUGCUCAAUGCGGGCAUCCAGCCACGCUCCUUCACCGUGAGCGCCACCGAGGAUGUUGCCAAUGUGUCGCCCUGCGAGAUGGAGUCCAUUAUAAAUCAACUGAUGAACCCAAGUCCUGAGUACCAGCUACACGCCUCUGCCUUGCGCAAUCAGUUGAAGAACUUACUCCGUGAACGCCAGCUGGCCGUGGGCGAAGAGCAACCGCUGGGUGAGUACUCCGACUAUGUGGAGGAGGACAAGCGCUCGGUGGCCGCCUUGGCUGCCCAGGGGCUUUUAAAUGCCCCGAAGAGGAGUCUCGCCACCCUGGCCAAGAACGGACAGCUGCCCACCGCAGAGCCGGGUGAGGACUAUGCCGAUGCGGACUCUGGCGAACCGAGUGAGCAGAAGCGGUACAUCGGCUCGCUGGCCAGAGCCGGUGGGCUGAUGACCUACGGCAAGCGAAAUGUGGGCACCUUGGCUCGCGACUUCCAGCUCCCGAUGCCAAACGGAAAGCGCAACCUGGCCACCCUGGCCCGGCUGCAAAGUGCUCCCUCCACGCACCGCGAGCAACCCAAGCGGAAUGUGGCCGCCGUUGCUAGAUACAACUCUCAGCAGCAUCAUAAUCAACGGGCCAGCGCCGAGAAGAGAAACCUGGGCGCCCUAAAAUCCUCCCCAGUGCACGGAGUCCAGCAGAAGCGCGAGGACGAGGAGAUGCUCCUUCCCGCCGCCGCUCCCGACUAUGCCGAUCCAAUGCAGAGCUACUGGUGGUACCCCAGUUAUGCUGGCUAUGCCGAUCUGGACUGGAACGAUUAUCGUCGGGCGGAGAAGCGUUUCUUAGACACCUCCAAGGAUCCCGAGUUGUUCGGCAUCGAGCAUGGUAACGAUGCCAAUGCCGCAGUCGCUGUCGUCGAGGAGGCGGAGUUGCAGCCCGAGGAGCAGUUGCCAGCACCGCAGAAGCGCCACAUUGGUGCCGUGUACCGCUCCGGAUUCCUGCCCAGCUACCGCUACCUGCGCAGCCCAACCAUAGGAGGCGGCGGUGGCUACGGCGGGGCCGGGGGGCGUUUCAGUCGCUCGGGACGUGACGCCAGGCAAUUUGUCGGGUACUUCCCCCAACACGAGCGACUGCGUCAACCCACCGCAGCCGUUUGUAAGCAGUGUUUCAUUCCCAACCAACCGAUGAUCAACUGGAGCGGAGCUGGCAUACGCGGCCGACUGUCCAAGUACUACGUGGACCCGGAGGGAGUGACCAGUAACUCGCUGCCCACGGGAAAUGCGAGGAGUUCUUCGUCCACUCGGUCGUUUGUGCGAUCUGGAGCUCCUGCCUAUCCGCCCUUCCACACCUGGGGCACUCCGCCGCGUAUCACAGCCCUGCACCGACGCGAAUUUCGACGCAACUUGGACAAUUACGAAUACUAAAUAUUGACAAUAUUAUGCUAAAUUAUACGGUACCGAUUACACGGCACCGGAUUAAAGUAAAGUUUCAGUAUCCGUUACCGGAAUGUAGGACAAUGCAGUACCACUAAACUUAUUAAAUGUAGAUCCCGCGUUAUCGAAGUUAUCAAAGUCACACACAACACCUGCUGCACCCCCGACCGACACAUGGCCCGAGAGUGAGCAAUCGAGGGCCGCAGUCGGAGGUGCCACUCUGUAUCGCUGUAACUCUCAAUGUAUAAACUAUAUUUACCAAAAACUGAAGUAACUGAUAUCAGUGCAAAGCAUAGGAACGACUAACGAUUAAUAUCAUAGCCAGUCAUAUCGUCUCUAUAAUUUAAAAAAUCGAGGGUAUCAUCAAGUUAGUGCCAAUGCCGUACCUUGCUCGGAGAACGAGAACCCUUACCUUUCCUUCGUCGCUAAUAGUGUACUAAUACCAGCUUAGGUUCCUUUUCCUCAAGCUCUUUUAUGUGUAUAUGACAAUAAAUAUUUACUAACCCUAGUCCAAAGCUAAGUAUUGCCACCAACGAUCAUGAAUAAAUAUGAGAGUGUUAACAAACUGCGUCAAAGACAAUAAAAUUUGGUGACAACAAAACAAAUAUCGAUUUACAUAUACAUUAUUAUACUAUAUAUAUAUAUAUACAAAUAUGUAUUUCCGACAAUAAACAAUAAAUACUGACAAUAAAGUAUAUAAAAUAUUAAUCAAGGGUAUCAUGUAUUUCAUUACAAGGCAUAUUUGGAUUGAUUUUAACCCUUUCAAAUUACUAGAAAAAGUCCUUGUAAUACGAAAGAAAUUUAAAUAAACAUAUUCACUGUGUGUAAUAAUAAGUCUGAUGUUGUCAAUAAUUAACUUAAACGAUUAUGUAUUUUCAAAUCAAAGUAUUCAAAAUGCUAAAACACAUCUAAUUAUUUACUACAAAAUAUUUACUUCUAUUAUAUAUGAAAAUUAUCUGCGCACGCGUGCAUGAGAUUGAGCUUCGAAGUCACGAACGGAGCUAGUACUCGCGCCGAAAUUAUCCACCAAUUAUCAAAGUUAUAUAUAUCUGUGUACACACUAUGUAUAUCAUAUAAAACUAUUGCAAAUAUAUACACAUAUUACUGGUUUGUUCCUACAAUA